Fulvia fulva is the source of this 1863-nucleotide messenger RNA. RefSeq lists its product as uncharacterized. The coding region runs from base 1 to 1863 and encodes 620 amino acids. The record is from RefSeq and is a predicted model, not a curated record. The transcript is spliced from 4 exons. Lineage: Eukaryota; Fungi; Ascomycota; Dothideomycetes; Mycosphaerellales; Mycosphaerellaceae.
AUGUACAGGAUGUCUUCGAAAUCUGGCCAUUCAUUGGCUAUGCAUAGCCUUGCCCUUCUGCCGUUAUACCUUGGGAUUGCCAACGCUCAGCUAGGGAUCAACCUCGACAUCGCCCUUGGCCUACCGACGGGCUGUCCAUCGGCGGUCACAAUUACCGUACUGCCAGAUGACUACUCUGGAACCCUUGUCGGACAGCCAACAAUCCCAUGUUUACCGACCCUGUUACCAGGCGGCAACCCACUCACGAAUCUGCCGGUCGUCGUGUCGUCCUUGAUUGAUACACUCCCUACCGGCUCACCCUUAUCCAAUCUACCCGACAUUAUAUCCUCAGUCUUGGGCAAUCUGCCUACAGGCGUGCCCGUGACGAAUCUGCCAGACGUCAUCUCUUCAGUCAUUGCUGGCUUACCUACGGACACACCCCUGACGAACUUGCCCGAUGUGGUCUCUUCAAUCCUUGGAGGUCUACCAACAAAUCUUCCUCUGACAAAUUUUCCGGGAGUGCUCAGCUCGAUCCUCGACGAUCUACCACUUCCCACGCCCACACGACCUAACACAGCAGGAGCGCCAAUCACAGCAAUACCUGCACAGAUAACAUCUGCUCUGGGAUGUAUCCCGACCGUCGCAGCGUCUGCAGUACCUGCGCUGCUUUCGUCCGUGCUCGAGUCUUUGCCAACUGACCUUCCACUCGAGGCCGUGCCUGCGGCAUUGAGCUCAGUGCUUGGAUGUCUCCCUACUGGACUGCCUGUGACACAGCUCAUUGAUGAGGUGUCAUCGAUUCUGGAGACGCAGCCUACUUUACUACCUGUUAGCUCGAUUUUCAGCGGUCUUCAAAGCGAUCUGCCUAUUUUGACUGAACUACCGGACGCUUUAAGCUCCAUUCUUGCUGAAGUACCGGGCGUUGUCACUGGACUUCCUGGUGUCGUCUCUUCGAUCCUAUCUGGGCUGCCACCAGCUGUAACCGGACUUCCUGGAGCUGUUGAGUCGAUCUUGUCGAACCUGCCUGGCGUCGUUACUCCACUUCCUGGAGCUGUUGAGUCGAUUGUCAGCGAGAUCCUUGGUGGUGGCAGAAACGGACUUCCUCUGCUCACACCGACCAUCAACAUUCCACUGACCACGGAGCUACCCAAUGCAUUGAGCUCGAUUAUCGCAGGUCUACCGAGCGACGUGCCACUCACGAACUUACCUGGCGUAGUCUCCAGUGUCCUCGGCAACCUCCCCUCCAACCUCCCCAUCAUCUCAGGUCUCGAGUCCGGCAUCUCCUCCGCCCUCAAUGGCCUCACAAACGGUCUCCCAGUCUCCGUCAUCAACAGCGCCCUCUCUUCCCUCCUCGGCGAGAUAAUUCCCACAGCCCUCCCAACUAACAAUGGCAACCCCCUUACAAACCUCAUCUCAGGCCUCACAAAUCUUCUCCCACCGGUUCCAACCCCAACAGGCAACAACCUCAUCUCUACAACCGAUGCCAAUGGCCGCCCCACUCUGAUCUCCAUCACGCCAACCGUAAUCCUCCCCGACGUGACUGUAAGCAACCCAAGCGGCCUAUCUCUACCAACAAACCUGAUCCCAACAACAGGUCUGGGUCCCAUCAUCUCCAACCUAAUCCCUGGCCUAUCAUCACUCCUCGUCGGGCCAGGUGGCGGAUCAGGUCGAAGCGCAACGACACCUGCCGCGAUCCCCACAGCUUCCGUCCGCCCUGUGUUCAGCUGCCCGUCUGCUUCCGGACUUGCCUACGUCGCACCUAAUGGCCGUGCAUACCAAAUCACAUGCAGCACAAACUAUGCUGGUUACGACCUUUCUACGAGCCUUCAGCCGGAUAUGUACAGCUGUGUCAACUCCUGCAGCGGCGUCGCGGGGUGUAUGGAGUGA